UUGGGCUUUAAUUUAAUAUGAAAAACAGAUAAUGCUUCAUAAUAAAAAGUGAUCUCGAAACCUUUCAUUUCUUGGCAAAUAUCCUAAAGUUGGCAAAGGUGAUACAUUGAUAGACAGGAUGCAACAGAAGGUUAUAUUUCUAUGUUUGUAUGUGAGUUAUCUACUGAGUGUCUAUGUAAGACGCUCAGUGACCUUUGCUUUGCCAGAUAUAGCCACUGCAGAAUCCCUGGACAAAAACCAGUUAGGUCUAAUACUGAGUGGUCAAACUUUGGCAUAUGCUCUAAGUAAAUUUACGAGUGGAAUAAUGAUGGAUUUUGUAAGUCCACGUUUGGCCAUGUCUGUUGGUCUGAUCUUGUCUGGAAUCUCAGCAAUUUUGUUUGCAAGUGCCCAUGGAUCAUUGAUGAUGUUUACAAUAUUUUGGAUCAUGAAUGGUUUAUUCCAAGGUCCAGGUUGGCCAGCAGCUGCUGUUAUCAUGCGUAAGUGGUUUAAAGAUGAGCAAUAUGGUACAGCUUGGAGUGUGUUAUCUACGUCCAUGAAUGUUGCCGGAACUUUAGGACCUCUCAUUGCAGCAUUUAUAAUCACCUAUUCUAGUUGGAGAUACAGUUUACUGCUUCCAGGCGUGUUAGCAAUGGUGUUUGGUUUCAUACAGUAUGUGAUAGUGAGAGACAAACCCGGUGAUUACACUGGUGAUAAAACUAAGAAAAAGACAACAGGAAAUAAAAAUUCAGAGAAGGUGUUAUCUAGAAGAGAGCUGCUCAAAUUACCAGGUUAUCUUGGAGUGUGUAUCACUUAUGGUGUGAUUUCACUAAUACAAUAUGGUACCCUGCAGUGGGCACCAGUAUAUCUGGUCAAUGAACUAGGACAUUCUAUUAUUACUGGUAACAGUUUCACAAGUAGUUUAGAGGUCGGAGGUAUAUGUGGAUCAUUGCUAGCUGGAUAUUACUCUGAUUAUCUCCUCACUCAGAUGAAAGAAGAGCCAUGUCAGAAUGUACGUCAGUAUGUUAUAGCGUGGUUUGCUAGUGGUCUGGUUGUAUUCCUGUAUAUGCUCACAUAUUGUGUCUCUACAUACUCUACUCUGAUGUGGAUAGAUAUGAUAGGAUUUGGUUUAGGUAUGACCAUAUAUGGUCCUAUAUCUAUAUAUGGAGUAACUGCUAUAGAAUGUGCCCCCAGUGAGAUGGCAGGGACAUCACAUGCAUUUGCUAGUCUUCUUGCUACAGUGGGACAAUCAGUGGCUGGACUACCUUUAAGUUAUUUUGCCAAGUACUGGGGCUGGAGAAAAAUGUUUAUUACAGAAAUGUUACUGGUGUUAAUGAUGGCUGGAUAUCUAUUUGUCCAAACAAAGAGUUGCCAUGGGAAACGAGAAAACGUCUCCAAGCCCAAAGCUGAUUGAUGUUUGACCUUGUUCAAAACAGUUUUUUGAACAUAUUUAUUUAUUUUAUAAGAGAUACAUAUCGUCACUUUAGUGCAAUAACUGAUUAACUCUUAUUAAAUUUAGAAGGACUUAAUCUGUUAUUGCACACAUGUGACGAUAACUUUUGAAAUUAAUAUUUUCAUACUAGUCUAAUACUUGCUGACAAUACACUUUAAAUACCCAAAUAGUGUUCAUUUUAUUGUAUUCAUUUUGAUUCUGAUAUGGUGAUGUAAAGGACAAUGCAAGUCCACCAUUGCUAAUGUAGGAGAGUAACAACUGUAUCCCAUAUUUUUGUGUUAAAUAUGCAAAAUUUGAAAAUACAUAAUUCAAACUUUAAAUUUUUAUUUAUAUUUUGUGUAAACGUCUAUUUAUGUGCAACCUUUAACAUGACAUUUUUAUGUAUUUUACUUAAUGAAG
Messenger RNA from Ruditapes philippinarum (Manila clam), 1828 nucleotides. Its product is annotated as glucose-6-phosphate exchanger SLC37A4-like. The transcript is spliced from 11 exons. The record is from RefSeq and is a predicted model, not a curated record. Gene Ontology annotation, cellular component: endoplasmic reticulum membrane. Gene Ontology annotation, molecular function: glucose 6-phosphate:phosphate antiporter activity. Lineage: Eukaryota; Metazoa; Mollusca; Bivalvia; Venerida; Veneridae. Gene Ontology annotation, biological process: glucose-6-phosphate transport; phosphate ion transmembrane transport. The coding region runs from base 119 to 1390 and encodes 423 amino acids.